This is a messenger RNA of Aspergillus welwitschiae, 708 nucleotides long. RefSeq lists its product as uncharacterized. The transcript is spliced from 4 exons. The record is from RefSeq and is a predicted model, not a curated record. The coding region runs from base 76 to 330 and encodes 84 amino acids. NCBI's taxonomy places the organism in Eukaryota, Fungi, Ascomycota, Eurotiomycetes, Eurotiales, Aspergillaceae.
CUGUCAUCAGAUCCUUCAACAUCAACCGCCGAUACAUUAUUAGUAAUCUGGCAUUUAAUUAAGCCCACCUUCAACAUGCAGUUCCUCCUUCUCCUCGCUGCAACUUUGAGUCUCGGUGCAGGAGCCCUGGCUUCCCCUGCACCGGUUCCUAAUAGCCUCGAUUCGCGGGCUUAUCAUUGGCAUGGCUGUGGCGCCGGCAUUGAGUGCCAUUCUGCCAGUGACUGUUACGCGUCCGAGGAUUGCUUGAAGUAUGCUCUUGGUAGCACCGACAAUAUCCACUGUGGUCAAGAUAGUUACCCCACAGCUUGCUGGGCGGAAUGGACCGACUAGCUGCUGGGCUCUGUGGUCUCUGGAUCAGGGUUCCGCUUGUAUCAAGUGCGAGCUGUGCGAAGGUAAUAGUGAGGAAGUUUCCCUAAGGUAAUUUUUGGGGUUUAUGGUAAUUGUGAUGUUUUAAAAACACUCGUUGCAGAAAAGAUUGAAUACGAGUACAAUUUGAAGAACCAGGGCAUGUGAAAAUCUUUUGUAUUUCUCCGGUAUCAUGAGAGCGAUAGGAGAAAUCCUAGGCAUCCACCUUUAUCAGCUAAGAUUGAAUUCAAUUCGACAAUUGUGAAUGUAACUCACCUUUGUAUUUCUCUUCAAACAUGGUAGCCCCUGGAGACAGCGACUACUGCGAAGGAAGGCCGGAGUUGAUUGUGCAUUGUUCAUAAG